AUGCUCCACUACAUGUACACUGACGCGCUGCCCGAGAAGAUGACCAUGGACGCCAUGGCGAUGGCCAAAGGCCUGCUCGUGGCCGCGCACAGGUUCAAGCUCGACGGGCUGAAGCUGAUGGGCGAGGAGACGCUGUCCAAGCGCAUCGACGUGAGCACGGUGGCCGGCACACUGGCGGUGCCGGAGCAGCACGGUUGCAGAGACCUCAAGGCCGCGUGCAUGGAGUUCUUGGCUCGGCCGGGGAAUUUGAGGGCGGCCAUGGAGAUCGAAGGCUACGAGAAGGUCAAAGCAAUAAUCAAUCCCGUUGUUAUGAUGGAGGUUGUCAUGAAGCAAGUUUUUUUUAUCGGAGUCAUGAAGCAAGUUGGCUGCACUGAUGAGUGA
Molecule: messenger RNA, 381 nt
Organism: Panicum hallii
Lineage: Eukaryota; Viridiplantae; Streptophyta; Magnoliopsida; Poales; Poaceae
Product: BTB/POZ and MATH domain-containing protein 1-like
Exons: 1
Coding region: 1-381 (126 amino acids)
Biological process (GO): protein ubiquitination
Source: RefSeq, a predicted model, not a curated record